Glarea lozoyensis ATCC 20868 is the source of this 1263-nucleotide messenger RNA. Its product is annotated as S-adenosyl-L-methionine-dependent methyltransferase. NCBI's taxonomy places the organism in Eukaryota, Fungi, Ascomycota, Leotiomycetes, Helotiales, Helotiaceae. The transcript has 5 exons. Gene Ontology annotation, molecular function: O-methyltransferase activity. The record is from RefSeq and is a predicted model, not a curated record. The coding region runs from base 1 to 1263 and encodes 420 amino acids.
AUGGCUUCCAAGGAGUCUCUAUCGAGAAUCGUACAACUUGCAAAUACGAUCAGUACUUCAGUGAGAAAUAUUGAGGAAGUCCUGUCUGCCAAGGGUAUCGCAUCGCCUAGUUUUGAUGAAGAUGCCUCCUUCAACAUCCCUCUCGAGUUGAACACUCAUCAUGACGCUGUGCUUGACGCUACCGCCGAGCUUCAUGAUCUUCUGCUGGAACCAUUGAACCUGAUUCAUAGGCAUGGCGGCCACAAUAAUUCUUUAUGUAUGCAAGCUAUCGCAGAGUUCAAAAUGGCGGAUCUUGUUCCAUUGAAAAACCAAAUAUCUUUCGAUGAUAUCGCCAGUCAAACGCCACUAACCAGUGAGAUGACCGCUCGAAUUCUCAGACAUGCGAUGACUAUGCGUAUCUUUCGCGAGCCCGAACCGGGAAUGGUUGCCCAUACUGCUGCCUCGAGAACACUAAGCCAUUCGCCGGCCAACGACUGGCUAGCGGCUGGUACGAAGGAAAUGUGGCCGGCAGCUACCAAAAUGGUUGAGGCUCUUCACAAAUGGCCAGCUUCUCAAGAGGCAGAUGAGACGGGGUACGCGUUGUCAAACGAUACGCAAGAGACAAUUUAUCAAAUUUUCGCCAAAGAUACGGCGCGGGCUUCGCGCUGGGCAAGAGGGAUGCAAGUCUUCACUGAGAGACCCCAAUUCAAUUUAUCUUAUGUCACCGACCAUUAUGACUGGGAAUCUUUGGGUCCCGCUCAAGUUGUCGACGUUGGAGGCUCCCAGGGGCACGUCUCCAUGGCAUUGGCGAGAAAAUUCAAGAACCUCAACGUUAUUGUUCAGGACAUGGAAAGAGUGGUUGAGAACGCCACAGUUCCGGAGGAUCUACAAGGAAGAAUGAGAUUCAUGGCCCACGAUAUCUUUACACCUCAACCUGUUCAAGGCGCUGAGGUCUACUAUCUGCGAUGGAUUCUGCACAACUGGUCCGAUAAGUACUGCCUUUUGAUCUUGCGUGCACUGGUCCCUGCGCUGAAACGCGGAGCGAAGGUCAUCAUUCAAGAAACUUUGAUGCCAGAGCCCGGAACAGUGGCUCUUUGGAAGGAAAAGAAUCUGAGAGCGACCGACUUGAAUAUGGCUUCCGCUUUUAACGCCAAGGAAAGAACGGUGACUGAGUUUAAAUCUUUGCUCGAAAGGAGUGACCCAGCGUUCACGCUUAGGAGAAUUAUCGAGCCAAAUGGAUCAGCACUUGGUAUGGUGGAAUUCUUCUGGGAAGGUACAAAUUGA